AUGCAGCUCACACUACUGCCGCCUGAGCUGCUCAUCAAUGUUCUCCUCGAGCUUGAUCUCCGGAGCCUGGUCCGAUGCCGGGAGGUAUGUCGCCUUCUCAAGGACAUCAUGGACGCCGACGUGCGCACCCAAUACAAGAUCGAGCUCGCCGCGGCGGGGAUGGAGGACGGCUCAUCGAGCACCCUCACCUCGGCGGAGCGCUUGCGAGUGCUGAAGGCCCACCAGGAAGCCUGGGACAAGCUAGCCUGGACAUCGCGUGAAGAGGUGCCCAUGCACCAGGGAGGGGUGUGGGAGCUGUACGGAGGCGUGCUCGCGCAAGGGGACGGGUCGCGGACACUGGCGUUCAAGCAGCUGCCCUCAGCUAUCCGGGGGAUCGAGGAGCGCGAGUGGCGCAUCGAGGACGUAGGGGUCAACAUUCGCGACUUUGGUAUGGACCCUGCGCAGGACCUGCUCGUUAUCAUUGAGAACCGGAUGGAAACCGCGGGGAUGGCGUGCGCGGUACACCUCAAAUCUCUCGCGACAGGUGAACCUCACCCCGCCGCACCGCGUCCAGCUACGGUCUCGCACAUCCCAACGAGAGGUCGCUACUCGUAUACUAUCCAGGUCUGUGACGACCGUAUCGCAAUUCUCAUGACGAGCGGAGACGAAGACCACUCCGAGCUGCUCAUGUGGAACUGGAAGACGGGUAUUCGUCGCUUGCACCUCACCGGUUCCGACCUAUCGUCCUUUGCAUUCCUCACUUCCAGGUACAUGCUCCUCACCUCACUCCCAACCAUGGAGCUAGACGACAAUAACGUCUUCCACGGAGACGACCCCCGCCUACUCGUGAUCGACCUCGAGCGCAUGUCUGACCGGCACGAAAUCGAUUUCGGCGAUCUCGAUUAUCUGUGCGCGUUCCACUACCCUCCGCUCGCGGACAACUUCGCGACCAUCUCCAUGUCCAUCCGGUCCGACCCCGCACCGAACUGGAAGCCAUCGCCAUCGCUCAAAGUCCCUUUCCAUGUCGCGCGCCAGGACCGCCUGUUCGUAAUCACUCUCUGGGUCGUCGAGGGCAACAUGCACAUUAUGCCGUUCAUCUCCCUCGUCCCGUCUACGACAUUCAUGAAUAGCAUUCGCACAAUCGCUCCCGAAGAGACUGGCCGCGUAUUCGAGUGGUCAGAGUGGGGCCCCGCCGGGUCGCGCCUCAUCCCUGCACCGCCCACGCACACGUCGGUAUGGGUAUGCUACGUGUACGGGAUGAUGUUCGCGAUGUCUAUCCGGCAGGGCUCGCAGCGUAUCAUCCUCGCACUCGACUUCAACCCACACAGCGUCGGACGCGUGCUCGCGCGUGAGGCCCGCGAGGCCGCGGAGAAUCCGGAAAUGACGGCAGAGGAGCGCGCAGCCGUUCAGGAGAGCGCGACUUCCGUCACGGACGAGCGGGUGUUCCGCCCUGUGAACAUCUUCAGGGAGGAGGUGAAGACGGCGCUACCGCACGUCAUGCGCAAGACGCGGCCGUUCAGCGCAGAGGGCGAGGGGCACUUCGACGCGGUGAUGGUCAGCGAGGACUCGCUCGUGAUGGUGUCUAGUCAAUCGCACAUUCGAAAAUACCGCAUCUUGACGUUCUAA
Trametes versicolor FP-101664 SS1 is the source of this 1605-nucleotide messenger RNA. RefSeq lists its product as uncharacterized. Lineage: Eukaryota; Fungi; Basidiomycota; Agaricomycetes; Polyporales; Polyporaceae. Gene Ontology annotation, molecular function: protein binding. The coding region runs from base 1 to 1605 and encodes 534 amino acids. The transcript has 5 exons. The record is from RefSeq and is a predicted model, not a curated record.